UCUUAUCGUUUAUUCUUUUAUAAGAUUACAGUUUUAAAAUAAACUCAUACAGCCACAUUGACACUCACACAACUUAAAGGGGAAGCGAGAAUACUUGAACCUGGGAAAUUGUUUGGUUUGACGAAUGGAAAUUGUCUAUGGCUGGUCUACAACAGUUAGUUGAAAACGCUCUAAAGUGUAACAUGAGAAAAGUGUAAAGAUCGAAAGAAAAUAAAUAUUAAAAAACUGAAUGAAAGGAUUUAAAGAUUUUGGAAUAACUGUGGAACUCUGUGAUAAAUAAAAAUCUUCCUUAUUAAUAUUAAACUAUUAGAUUUUUUAAAUCAAAAUGGUUAAACUCAAUAAACGUUUAUUGCCUAUUAAGGCUCAUUAUUUCUUUUUUAUGGCGGCCAUGGGUCCCAUUUUACCUCAGCUAUCUGUAUGGGGCAAAGAAAUAGGCAUAGCACCCGAGGUCAUGGGUUAUAUUACCUCUAUUUUGCCCGUGAUGUAUGUUAUAGCUAAACCUUUGUUUGGUUUUGUUGCCGAUUAUUUUACGCAUUUUCGCAAAUUAAUUUUUAUUGGCCUGAUUAUGGCCAUGACUUUGGCUUAUGCCGCUUUCUAUUUUGUGCCUCAGCCUCAAUUGUCUUCUAUACCCUCGGACGAGGUUUGGAAUGUUACAUUAAAUUUAAAGGAAUUGCCGAUUUGUCAUAAGGAGGUAAGUAAAUAUUAGAAGCUAAUUUAAUAA
Molecule: messenger RNA, 721 nt
Organism: Lucilia cuprina (Australian sheep blowfly)
Lineage: Eukaryota; Metazoa; Arthropoda; Insecta; Diptera; Calliphoridae
Product: major facilitator superfamily domain-containing protein 6
Exons: 3
Coding region: 326-706 (126 amino acids)
Cellular component (GO): membrane
Source: RefSeq, a predicted model, not a curated record